AUGGACACGGACUGGGACGACGACUUUGCCGCGGCGCCACAGCAGGGCGGCGCAGCCGACCCCCUCGUGGACACAGAGUAUGCGCGCCUGCAGCAGCGCUACACGGAUGCCGGAUACCGCGAAGGUAUUGGCGAAGGCAAGCUCUCGACCCUCCAAGCAGGCUUCGACGAGGGCUUCGCCGCGAGCGUGCCCCCCGCCCGCCGGAUCGGGCAGCUGCGCGGGCGCGCGAACGCGCUCCUCGCCAUCGCCCUCUCCCCCUCCCCCUCCCCCUCCUCUCCGCUCUCAGAAGCCGAGCUCGACGCGCUGCGCGCCCUCGUAUCCGACCUUGCGGCGGUAAGGCGCGACGACGUGCUGCCGCCCGACGCGGAGCGGAUCGCGCACGAAGCCGAGCACGGCGAGGACGAGCCGUUCGAGUACGACCGCACGGACGCCCGCGACAUGGAGGGGCUGGAGGGCGCGCUCGCCGGCCUCGGAAAGCGCAGCGACGCCGGGAGGCUGCGCGAAGACGCGUUGUUGGACGCGCUCGAGCGGCGCGUCGACGAGGCCGAGGCGCGCAUCCUCUGA
Molecule: messenger RNA, 564 nt
Organism: Cutaneotrichosporon oleaginosum
Lineage: Eukaryota; Fungi; Basidiomycota; Tremellomycetes; Trichosporonales; Trichosporonaceae
Source: RefSeq, a predicted model, not a curated record